GUCGCAUGUCACAGGACGUGUGAUUUCGGCACUCGCCGGUCGCCAUCGCGGGCUAGAUCGUACCAUGAUCAGGUUCAUUCUUGUACAGUUCUUCAAAGAACAGGCAAGGCAAGACGCGUCUGUCGAAGUGUGUGUUGAUGGAGGCUUCGCUGUAAAGGUCCGCCUGAGAGGCGAGGUGCACCGGCUUGUCGCGCCACGAGACCAGAAGUAUCAGUCCAACUUUGUCGAGUUCCGCAAUUUCAAAGUCGUGUAUCGGCGAUACGCAGGGCUCUUCUUUUGUGUCUGCGUAGACGCAAACGACAACGAACUGGCGUAUCUCGAAGCUAUCCACUUCUUCGUCGAGGUGCUUGACACUUUCUUUGAUAACGUCUGCGAGCUCGAUCUUGUUUUCAACUUCUACAAGGUCUACGCGAUCCUCGACGAAAUCUUUCUCGCAGGCGAGAUCGAAGAAACAAGUAAGGAGGUUGUGCUGAGUCGCUUGGAGGAGCUUGAAAAACUGGAAUGAGAUGCUCGCUAUGUGCUGUGUUCAUAUUUAUCCAAACAGAAUCAUAUGUUGUAUCACACUGCGCAGUCGUGGCCCGUAAGUACGAGGCGACCCACAGUAGCUUCUUGUACGGUAAAACGUUUUGGAAUGGCUUGUCCUCCUUCAUCAACCAUAAGUACUUGGCAAUAUCAGCAGAUGAAGCCUA
Mycena citricolor is the source of this 689-nucleotide messenger RNA. The record is from the annotation of a GenBank genome assembly. NCBI's taxonomy places the organism in Eukaryota, Fungi, Basidiomycota, Agaricomycetes, Agaricales, Mycenaceae.